This is a messenger RNA of Morchella sextelata, 237 nucleotides long. RefSeq lists its product as uncharacterized. Bases 1 to 237 code for a protein of 78 amino acids. The record is from RefSeq and is a predicted model, not a curated record. The transcript has a single exon. NCBI's taxonomy places the organism in Eukaryota, Fungi, Ascomycota, Pezizomycetes, Pezizales, Morchellaceae.
AUGUCCCCCUACACUCAAUACACCACACACUUCCUCACAGCCAGUAAAACCUGCCCAGUCUGUGAGAUGCAAAACGUUGACACUCUCCUCUUCCUGGUGAUGUGGGGGUGGAAUAUAGAGGCGCGGACUAGACUCUUCGCGCAGAGGAGGCCACCCUGGUGGAAGAGGGACAGGAGGAACAAAUUGAAGAUUGUCACCAUUGCGCCGAAGGGGGGGAAGGAUCCGUUUUGGCAUUAA